Molecule: messenger RNA, 2482 nt
Organism: Labeo rohita (rohu)
Lineage: Eukaryota; Metazoa; Chordata; Actinopteri; Cypriniformes; Cyprinidae
Product: complement factor B
Exons: 18
Coding region: 94-2349 (751 amino acids)
Biological process (GO): proteolysis; complement activation
Cellular component (GO): extracellular region
Molecular function (GO): serine-type endopeptidase activity
Source: RefSeq, a predicted model, not a curated record
CUAUACCCACUUCCUCUUGUUUACCUUGCUCUAUAAAUAUGUGGCCUUCCCAGGUUGAUGUUUCAUUUGCUGUGAGAACCUGACAAGAGCAUCAUGGAGCGUGAACCAUGGCUGAAUCUAUUCCUGCUCGCAAUACUGUGUCCUCUCAUAACCGGUGCUCCAUCCUCUAUGUUGUGUCCUGAUGAGAAUCUCAGUAUUAGCGAAGGGAGUUACUCUUUCUCAAAAGAUGGGAGCAUUGUAAGAUACAGCUGUUCAGAAGGCUAUUACCCAACCGUUAGAAUUCGUCAAUGUGUCAGGGGAAGAUGGAGCCCGUUGCCGAAAAAAAAACUCCCAGAGUGCAAGAAAAUCACCUGUCCUAACCCUCGAAGUUUUGGAAAUGGAGAGGUUUCUCCAUAUCAGAGGCAAUAUUUUGUGAACGACACAACCCACUACACAUGUUAUUCUGGGUACGAUUUCCGUGGCUCGGGGACUCGUGUUUGCCAGGCGAAUGGGAAAUGGAGUGGAGGCACACCAGUCUGUGGAAGAAACUCUGAUCGCUGUCCUGAUCCCGGGAUUCCCCCUGGCUCUACGAGAGAUGGCAACAUCUUCAAUAUAGACGACACAGUCACAUACCGCUGUGACAGUAAAUUGACUCUGAUUGGUUCCAAAGAGCGAAUCUGUCGGGAAAACGGCCAGUGGACAGGAACAGAGCCAGAAUGUUACGCUGAUUUCACGUACGACACCCCAGAGGAAGCAUCAGAGGGUUUCAGCAGUUCCCUAAAGGCAAAUCUAGGGGUUUCUCAACAAUACGAAGGAACAGAUCAGUACGGAAAGAAAAUACGAGUGGGUAAAGGGGGAAAACUCGAUAUCUACAUUGCUCUGGAUGUAUCUGACAGUAUUGACGAAGAGGACUUUGAAAAAGCAAAAGAUGUCAUCAAAACACUUAUAGAAAAGAUCAGUUAUUAUGAGGUCUCCCCAAACUAUGAGAUCCUGGUUUUUGCCACAGACGUUUCAUGGAUAGUCUCCAUGAGGGACUUCAAGAGUGGGCAAGAAAGCAAUCUGUCAAAUAUUCUUAAAAGACUGAAAGAAUUUGAAUAUAACAGUAAAGGUGAUCGAACAGGAACUAAUAUCGCCUUGGCCUAUAGAAGCAUUUUAGAAAGUAUGCAAAUAGAGAAUGAGAGGAAUAAAGAGGAAUUCAAGCAGACCCAACAUGUCGUCAUCAUGUUCACUGAUGGUCAGGCCAACAUGGGUGGUAAUCCAAAGCCAUUUGUGGACCAGAUCAAAUAUCUUGUUCAACAAAAUAGUCCUUCAGAGGAGCAGGAAAACCUUGACAUGUAUGUGUUUGGGAUGGGGGAUGAUGUAAAUGCUGGGGACAUGAAUGAUUUCAAGACUGACAGGCCAAAUGAAAAGUUUUUCUUCAAGCUUAAGACCAUGGAUGAAUUGCAGGAGACAUUUGACGAAAUGAUUGAUGAGGGCUCCAGUGUAGCAUUAUGUGGGCUUUACCAAGAUUACGAAGGUAAUGAAUCCCCCAAACGCCGUCAAUACCCCUGGUUGGCAAAGAUCAGUGUGACUCGAAGCAAUGGAAAAAUUUCAUAUUGUGUGGGGUCAUUAGUCACCUCAAACUUUAUCUUGACAGCGGCUCACUGCUUCAGGCCUGAUGACACGCCUGAAAGGAUAACUGUUGAUUUGGAAGUAAAAGGAAUAAAAGUGAAAGACUACAUACCUCAUCCUCGAUAUGAUGUUAAAUUGAAAAAGGAUUUGGGAAUACCUGAAUAUUAUGAAUUUGAUGUGGCUCUUAUUCAGCUGGUGGAUCCUGUAAUUAUGGGACCUGAUCUUCGGCCGAUCUGCAUCCCCUGCACCAAGGAAACAAGUGGAGCUCUGAAACUUUCAGAUAGAGAAGGAACAUGCAGAAAACAUCAGGAAGAGCUAAUGAGUUCAGACACAGUGAAAGCUUCUUUCAUGUCUGUCGUUGGAAACAACAUUGAGCAGAAACUAAUCACAAUCAAGCAGGGACAAUGGCGGGAUGCUUGUGUUGAAGAUGCCAAAAAAGCUGAAGGAAUUACUGCGACAAAUGCUAAAGCUAUCGUUACAGAUAAUUUUCUCUGCAGCGGUGGUAUUGAACCUACUGUAGAUGAUAUUGCCUGCAAAGGUGACUCUGGAGGGGCCACUUUUGUGGUUCCUGGUAAUCGACUAGUCCAGGUUGGCAUCGUCAGCUGGGGAGUGAAGGACCUGUGCCAGAACACCCGGAAGCCUAAGGCUGAUUCACACACCAGAGAUUACCAUACAAAUCUGUUCAGUGCGGAAGUACGCGAAUUUCUUAAAAAAUACCUAGGAGAUGGGAAAUUGGGAACCCCUCUUACGUUCCUGUGAACAUUGUGUUUAACAGUAUUCUAUUUGCCUGCUGAGAAACAUUGUGCACAUUUCUCUUUUAACUCCAAACAUCUUUUCCUGCUUUGGAAUUUGUAAAAAAUGUGAUACAAUAAAAGCAUUAUGAAAUAAUAAA